Onthophagus taurus is the source of this 1971-nucleotide messenger RNA. RefSeq names its product angiotensin-converting enzyme. Gene Ontology annotation, biological process: proteolysis. Gene Ontology annotation, cellular component: membrane. Gene Ontology annotation, molecular function: peptidyl-dipeptidase activity; metallopeptidase activity. Lineage: Eukaryota; Metazoa; Arthropoda; Insecta; Coleoptera; Scarabaeidae. The record is from RefSeq and is a predicted model, not a curated record.
UGGUUUUUUUGUGUUAUUUUAAUACAUCUUAAUCACGUUAAAACGUUUAAUUUAAAUGAAGAAGUGGCGUUAAAUGAAGGGGAUGAUAAUAUCUCCAUUACACAAUGGAUUGAAAGCGUUGAAAAAAAUCUUAGCGUUUUUAAUAAAUACGCCGCUAAAUUAACCUGGGAUUUAGCAACUAAUCCAACUUCCGAAAUAGCUGAUAAAGGAUUAAAAUUGCAUUUAGCAAGAAAUAAUUGGAAAAAUCAAAUUUGUUCCUCGAAUAAAUGGGAGAAGGAUCUUACUUAUUCUCAAAGAAGAAAGUUUUAUUUGUUUUGUAGAGGAGGACGAUAUAAUAAUGAAAUGGCAAAGAUUUUCUUAGAGUUAAUGAGUAAUCUUUCUCGAAUUUACAAUUCAGCCGUUUGUUUGCCAACCGAUCAACCAGGAUCUCUGCAAUCUUUAGCUUACCCCUAUCAAAACAUAUCAGACUAUCCCACCCCUGGACAAUGUCUUCGUGGAGAACCAGAUCUUGAGAGAUUAAUUAAAAGAACCGAUUUGAAUCCAGAUCAAUUAAAAUGGAUUUGGAGGAGUUGGCAUGAUUUUGUUGGACCUUCAAUGAAAAAUGAAUUUUCCGAUUUUAAUAGAUUAGAAAAUUUAGCUGCUAAAAUGAACGGAUAUGAAAAUAUGGGGGAUAUUUGGAAAGGAGAAUUAGAAAUAUCAAACUUAGAAAACACCGUUUUUAAUCUUUACGAAGAAAUUAGACCUUUAUACAUUUUACUUCACGCUGUCGUUAGACACAAAUUAUUAUUAAAAUAUGGUCCUUUAGAAAUUGAUCCUUUAGGACCAAUUCCAAUACAUCUUUUAGGAAAUAUGUGGGGGCAAGAUUGGUCUAAAUUAAUCGAUAUAUUUCUUCCCCCGAACGAAAUGAUUGAUUUAGAUAAACGAAUUGAAAAGAAAAAGUGGAAAAUUAAAGACUUGGUAUUGCAAGCUGAAGAUAUGUAUACUUCUAUGGGUUUAUAUCCGAUGCCUGAAAGUUUUUGGAAUCAUUCAAUAUUCGAGCAAAAUGAGAAUUUAACUAUAUGUCAUGGUACAGCGGCUUUUAUGUAUAGAAAAGAUGAUGUUAGAAUGUUAAUGUGUGGAAAAGUUGAUAUGGAGAAUUUUUAUGUUAUUCAUCAUGAAAUUGGACAUCUUCAAUAUUAUUUAGCUUAUCAAAAUCAAUCUUCGAUUUUUCAGAGUGGCGCAAAUUCUGCGAUGCACGAAAGCAUCGGAGAUUCAAUAAUGCAUGGAGUCUUAUCACCGUCUCAUCUCCACCGACUUAAUUUAAUAACAGACGAAGAACUCAUUGAUCCAAAAACAGACUUUUAUUUACUUUUAAUGCAAGCCUUAGCGAAAAUCCCGGAAAUCCCAUUUUCUUUAAUUACCGAUAAAUACAGGUGGGAUAUCUUUUCCGGUUACAUCGAUAAAGAUCAUUAUAACGAAGCGUAUUGGAUGUUAAAUAAAGAAUUAAGAGGAAUCGUCCCACCGGAAAGAAGGGGUGAAGAGUUUUUUGAUGCCGCUGGAAAAUUUCAUUUAUCCGAUAAUACACCGUAUAUUAGGUAUUUUUUAAGCAGCAUUUUGCAAAUGGAAAUUUUUAAAGGACUUUGUGAAAUUUCCUUGUAUGGUAAAACUCAGGGGGAUGAUGAUUAUCAAGAAAAUAAUAUUUUUCCAUUACAUAAAUGCGAUAUUUAUGGAUCUAAGAAAUGUGGAAGGCAUUUAUUAGACAUGAUGCAACAAGGAUCUUCAAUUCCAUGGGUAGACGCUUUGGAUAUUCUCAUUGGGAAACGAAAAUUAUCUGCAAAACCUCUAUUGGAAUAUUACAAACCCAUUUAUGAUUGGUUAACACGCUAUGUAAAAAACAAUAAUGUACCUAUAGGUUGGUAAAUAAGUCAUUUGUAGUUUUAAUCAAGGUGUUUUAACGAGUGUAUAAUUAAUAAAAAAAAAACAUUAUCAGCA